AGGGAUGGGUUACGUAUUCAAAAGGUAGGCUGUACAUCACGACAACAACUCCGUCCUCAGUAGGAGUCCGAGAUCACUAGCAGCUACCUGGCCCCUUUCCGAACAAUCUCUCGCUAGUGGGAUUCUACGAAGGAGCUCCUGGGCUCAUACGGAUCCAUACCACCGAUUCACACCGAUCCAACCUAGAGCCUUAGGCUGCCACUUCCCACAGAUGAUGCGCACCUGUUGCUUGUUGACCAAAAAGGCCAGCUUUGUCCACGCGACCACGCUUGUCACACCAUUUUCACUCACUCCGAGCAACUUGAUCCGCUCACACUAUUCACACUACAUCUCCAUGAGCGUAUCCCUUUGAAGCUUGCCUUCACGAAUGAGUCGCUUGGAGCCCUUCAUGGGUCCUUACGGGCUUGUGGAGCUUGAAGAAGGCGCUGCCUUUCCGCAUUUCAACGACGGCGAUGUCCUUGUCGUUAUCAGUGGAGCCCGUCAAUACAAGCUCCACAGCAGCCUGCUCAGGGGCUCCUCCAUCUUCUUCAGAAUCCACCUACGUGAUGAGUGGGCUGCCAAGCUGUGUACGUGGGCUACUGACAGGGGCGUCACCACGAGGUAUCGCUUCGAGCUGCGCGAUUCCGAAGACGAUCCGGUCAGCGACAGCGAAAUUCCGUACAAGCUCCAAAUGACAGGACUCGACGAAAUGGGUCGUCCGAUCAACGCGCUCGUCGGUUUCGGCCUAGAUUUGGAGAACGGCGUUGCGAUUGACCCACACUACGAAGCAUUCGAUAUCGUGCUUGCAGCCAUCUACUCCAUGCCAAUCAGAUUCAGCUCGCAGCUGCCCGACAUCCUUCCCAUCGCAAUCAAGGUCGUAGACGUGGCGGAAUAUCUCAACUGCAUCGAGGUCGUCAAAAGCCACAUUGAAGCUGCCAUCCUUGCCACCACCCAGACUCUGUACCAGUCCAUCGCCAAUAAGCCUGUUGAGUGGCUGAAGUUCGCCGUCCGCAUGAAGUCUCGGGUCAUCUACCGCGAGGGUCUCAUCCACGGCGUCGGUCAGUUUUACAUUCCUGGCGUGGUCUUCAACAACGCGCAUAAUGGGGAUGGAGGGUUCGUCGCCCAUCUCGAUGCUACGACCGCUGAGCAGCUCACCUACAAGGCCGAGCGUGCUAAAUAUCACGUCAUUACCACCCUGAAAAAGCUUCUCUCCUAUUAUCAGGACCAUCUCUUCAAGGUCAACGACGGCGACGGGGAGAGCAUCAGCAAGGGCCGCUACAGCAGUGACAUCUUCGGCUGGAUGGCACUUACGCUGUUCCGUCAGUGGCUUACCACCAACAUCUCCGCUAUCACAGAAGCAUCUAAACCCAUUCCGGACAUGGGAUUCGAAUUGUGCUCGAGGUUGGCGUAUGGCAAUCGAGGUUACGCUGGUUACGGCUACCUUGACACAGCGGCUAUCAACGAGUUCAACAAGGACUUCCCUAUGAGCAACAAGGGUAUUGCAGCCUUCCGCGACCAGCUCGACAUCAUCAAAGACGACGUGGCAGGCAUUGUCUCGCACCUCAUGAUCAACGAGUCGAACGUGAAUCUGUCGCUGGUAAGGCCGGAGAUCAAGUACUUUCUCUUCGAGUCGCCGCAUGAGCUCGACUAUCACUUCGCUUGAGUCGGUGUAGAAGAGAUAGCUAUCGUGACCAUAAGCACAUAUGAGUAACGACCAAGAGUUGGGGAUGGGGCACGGCAGGCUGAUUAGCUCGAAGUGAAGGUUA
Molecule: messenger RNA, 1745 nt
Organism: Baudoinia panamericana UAMH 10762
Lineage: Eukaryota; Fungi; Ascomycota; Dothideomycetes; Mycosphaerellales; Teratosphaeriaceae
Exons: 4
Coding region: 368-1642 (424 amino acids)
Source: RefSeq, a predicted model, not a curated record